AAAUAAGGGUCCUCUUUGGUUGGAGGGGUUGGAAUUGGGAAAUCAAAUAAGGGGGAUAGGGAAGAAAGGUUGGGGGGGUGUUUUGUUUUGGUGUCUCCGUUCUCCAAAAUGCAAAUGCUCUCUUUCCAAUAACACGCACCCCCCUUCUUCUCCCUCUUUGACCCGAACAGGGCCACUGAGCGAGAGAUAGAAGAAGAAGAAGAAACAAGCAGCAUCACACACACAGGACACACAGAGACGCAGAGGGCGGGUCUUCUCCAUGGACUCCUCAGCUCCCGUCGAAGUCCGCCCACACAUCCCUGACAAGGAGUCAAUGGUCGACCCUUUCUUGGUUGAGGCUCUCCACAACCCUCGUCAUCGUCUCACCCUUUCGGAUUUAGUUUUACAGCGGAUGGUAAAUGGUUAUCUCAGAUCUGAUCUCAGGGGGUUCAAGUCCCGGAUAACAAGUUGGCAUUUUUCUGAAGGAAAAUUUGUUUUGCGAAUGGAACUUGAUAUCCAGAGAUUUCUGCACAAUCCUGAUCAGCAGCAGUUUGAGUUCCAACAUUUUCCAACAUCCUACCUUAGGCUUGCUGCUCAUCGUGUUGCUCAACACUAUGGUCUGCAAACUAUGGUACAGGAUACUGGGUUAGAUGGUCAAGGAAAUAGGAUUUUGGUGAGAAAAACAGCAGAAAGCAAGUACCCAGCCGUUCGUUUAUCUGAAAUACCAAUGAAACAAUUGGAAAACGAUAAACCUGAGAUGGUUAAAAUUGCCAUCAGACGUAGGCCUAAUAGAUCUUUAAGCGAAGCCAAUGAAGCUGGGACCAAACGAAAUCCUGUGAGAAGUGUAGAAGAGAGAAAAGAGGACUAUGAUAAGGCACGUGCACGUAUCUUUAGCAGCCCUAGCAUUUCUGACUCAGAUGAUAAAUUGUCUCAGGUCCCAAUGGAUGGGAGAACUUUAGGUUUGAUCAGUAAUGAUAAUGAAGGAUGCAGAAACUCUGUUGUUGAUGGAGAGAAAAAUACAAGUAUCAGAGAUGUUACUUCUUCAUCUCGAGUUGCCAUUUUCAGAGAUAGGGAAAAGGAUCGUACUGACCCAGAUUAUGAUAGGAGUUAUGAAAGGUAUGUUAGGAAUCUUCCAGGCAAUCAAAAUCUCAACUUGGCACCUUUCAAUGUGCAAAAGAUUCAACCUCCAUUUGUGCAGUAUGAUGCUGUUUUCUCUGGUCAGAUGCCAAGGACUCAGGCAUCACUCAGCUAUGGGCCUCCUUCAACCCCAGCUAUCAACCCUUUUUGUGCUAUGGGAUUGAAUCAGACAACCAGGGAUGCUUCAUACAUGCAAUGGUCGACUGCUGCGAUGGUGUAUGCACAUUCAUAUGACCAGUUUAGACAUGCUGGUUUUCAGGCUCCAUUCUGUCAGCAACCCCUAAGCUUUGAUUAUUCGCAGAACCAUUAGAUGACAUGUGGAUGGGAUUGUAUUACUAGAUAUACAUUCAGAAUUUCUUUAUAUAUAUUUAGGACUGCUUUUAAGUUAGGUGCAUUGUCUGAGACUUCUUGUUACCAACAGUUAAUAGAUUUGUCUUAUUUUCUCUUA
Ziziphus jujuba (common jujube) is the source of this 1564-nucleotide messenger RNA. RefSeq lists its product as uncharacterized. Gene Ontology annotation, molecular function: nucleic acid binding. The record is from RefSeq and is a predicted model, not a curated record. The transcript has 6 exons. Lineage: Eukaryota; Viridiplantae; Streptophyta; Magnoliopsida; Rosales; Rhamnaceae. The coding region runs from base 260 to 1426 and encodes 388 amino acids.